CAGGAGGUACCAAUCGUUAGGAUGGAUUUCGUCAAUCUGCUGCUGUUCUGCCUAAUGUCGUGCGUGAUCGGAGCGGUGGUUAUGCUGCUGAUCCAGUACUACGCCUUCGUACGAUACUUCCGCCUGCCGGAACUGGACCAAGAGCAGGAGAGUCAGCGAAGAUCGGCAUUCAGCGAACGAUACGUCCUGCCCGAUACGCUGCUGGAAAACAUCAAGGCACCGGAUCAGGAAAGCAAAUCCACAAUAAUGGCCAUCAAUCUGAUACUGCAAUUUCUGUACUUCGAGCUGCGGCAAUCAAAUCGCGUGCGAAAGUGGUUCCAUCGGAAGCUGUCGCUCGAGCUGGACGAGCUGAUAAGCAAAACGACGACGGGGAAACUGUUUGAUAAGCUAACGAUCCGGGACCUCGAUUUGGGCAGUCAGUUUCCGGAGAUAAAAAACUUUCGUCUGCAUGCGGUCGAUCUGCAUCCUGACGAGGGUCAUAUAGAGAGUUUGGAUGUGCUGCUGGAUCUUCAUUACGAGGGCAACUUUCGGCUGACCAUCGACGCAGAUAUGGUGCUAGGGAAGAAGGGAUCGUUGGCGCUACGGGUGAAGCAAGUGUCCGGACUGGCACGGUUACAGUUUACGCGCAAACCGUACACCCACUGGUCGCUUAGUUUCAUCAACGAUCCGAAGGUGGAGCUGGACGUGCAGUCCCAUUUCCAAGGCCGGCAGAUGCAAUCGAAUAUUACCAGCUUGAUCUCGAACCAGAUAAGGAAAGCGAUUCGCCGGAAGCAUACACUCCCUAAUUAUAAGUUAAGAUACAAACCAUUUUUCCACCGUGUGGAAGAGGAUUACGAACUCAACGAAAUCGUACCGAACGGAUCGCUUGAGGUGACGAUAGCUGAAAUUUCUCGCCUAAACGCUCCCAUCCGUACACUCACACACGUGUACUGUACGCUGACGCUGGCACACAUGCCCUGGGUAGUAGCACGGCAGCAGGAGGAUCAAAACGUAAUGAUCGUGUCACUUGAUAUCGAAAUACAUAAGGCCAAAAAUCAGCAGAUCGGCAUCGUGUUCAAGCAGACGGACCAGACGGUACUGAUUGAUGCUGUCAUACCGAACACACCGGCCUCAAAAGCGGAAUUGCGCCGCGGAGACGUACUGCUCUCAAUUCAGGGCAAACGCGUGACAAACAUCAGCCAGGUGCCGAAGGUGAUAAAGACACUUAACCGGCCAAUGUUUGUCCUUCGCAUCGAACGUCUCGUCCCCGGGCAGAUAAAGAAUGAUGGUCUGAUGGAAGAUUUUGAGGCCGAUUUUGAAGAGAUCGAUCCGAACCUAAACAUCACCUUUGUGAAGAACGUUGAAGCAGUUCAAAUCGGUGGCACGGGCGGAUCGGUUAUGCGCGAAAGAAAGAUUGUGCGGCGAAACUCCAAAGAUAAUAGUGGCGGAGAAUCGAGCCACUCGAACACACCCGGUACGACGCCGGUAAAAAAGCCGACCCUGGCUGGACGUGAUUCUAUCGUUCCUGGAGUGGUGGAAACGACGCCGAGAGGUAGCUUCUCGGAACCAAGUGGCAAGUCGAAGGGAAGCGUGGUGGAUUGUUAUCCGCAACAUUCGUCGGUUGAUGCGGAAUUUAAUUCCUUCAUACGGCUGGACGAUCCGUGCACGUUCCAGCUGAUGGAAAAGUAUUCCUAUUUGAACCUGAGCGUGUUUGGGAAGAAUAGCGAUGAAAAUCGGCUGCUUGGCUAUCUCAACAUCCCGAUCAACAGUAUUUUGGUGGAGUGUAAUGAAUCUCAUCUGGGUCAUCAUCUGAAGAAGUAUCCACUGUUGCCACCGGAAGCUAUCGAUGUAUCAAAUCAUCCUCUCUCGAUGCAGUCAGGAUUCGAUCAAAACUAUUGCUACGGCGAUGUGCUGCUCUCAUUCGUUUGGAACGGAAGUGCACUGGUCUGUUCCUCAGCAACACCCAGCAAAGGAUUGAGUAGCGAAAACAAGAAACAACGACUCAUCACUAUUAGCCGAGGAUCAGCCGACAAACUGGACGAUGAUCGUACGGAUGGUUUACUUGAGGUGAAGGCCACCUCGACCACCUUCCCACAGCUACCGACCGUUAUACAACCACAGCAGCAACACGACUUCAUCCGAACUCACUUUCACCGAACAACGCAAUGCGAUUACUGCGGCAAAAAGAUCUGGCUAAAGGACGCCGUACAGUGCCGGGACUGUGCAAUGUGUUGUCACAAGAAGUGCAUCAACAAGUGUCAAAGUUCGACCGUUUGUACAGCCAACGAGACAGCAGUAGGACCAGCACCAACAGCAGUAGAACGAUCCUCAUCUUCAUCUUCAACAACGACAACGACUGCGAGCACAGGAAGCGCAUCAGCAGUACCAGCGGUGGCCGGUUCCCUUCAGCCCGAGUUUAAAGUAACCGAACCGGAAUCACCAACGAUAGAGGUGGAAGACUUCGUGGACAUCGCCGAGGAGCAGCAGCAGCAGCAGCAGCAACAGCAGCAACAGCAGCAACAGCAGAUCAUCUCGAAAACGAAGCUUGAAACACAUCGCCAAAGUUUCAGCGAUCUGCUCGUCCAGGGCCUAAAGCGCGUCAAUUCUGCAAACAAUCUUUCCAUCCCGACGAUGGGUGGGUUAAACCCGAGCAGCAAAAGUUUACCGCCGACACCGCAGCACACACCACGCAAACAAUCGCUUGCCAGCGUGAACGCCAAUCCGUUCCUGCUGGUAACGCAGCGACUCGAAAGCUUACCGGAGGAUGUUAACGAGCUGAAUAUGGAGCAGAUUGUGGAACUGACGGCACCGCUUAUCGAGUACGGACCGUCCGAUACGCUGAUGGCACUGGCCAAGAGUAGCAGCAAAACAAUGUACGGUGACUGUGAACCAGACGUGCGGACGGACAAGAUUAACAAACUGCUUUCCAAACUGCAUAUAGCACUGGACUACGAAACCAUCAACCAGUCCGUGCUAAACGCGACCAAGGAGAGCAACAGUAGUAGUAGUAGUGGCGCAGGUGCUAACACCCAGAACAGUAAAGAAAACGCCGACGGAAAGAACCGGUCGGCAGCGCAACAGCAACACGAUAGCACCAGAUCGGCCUUCCUGGCGGGCCAAUCGGAAGAACGGGUGCAGGCGCUUAGCAUCAUCAUGCUGCAUCUCUGCUCCGGUCUGCAGUACGUUCAGGGUAAUCUCGGUCAAUGAGAAUAGCAUUUGCUUCGGCAGUACUCGCUGGGCUCGUCAUUGCUAGAGGCUACCACCACCAGCGGCAGGCUACCGGAGCUGAUGA
This is a messenger RNA of Anopheles maculipalpis, 3271 nucleotides long. It is a transcript of the gene Pdzd8, whose product is annotated as PDZ domain-containing protein 8. The transcript is spliced from 7 exons. Bases 22 to 3186 code for a protein of 1054 amino acids. Gene Ontology annotation, biological process: mitochondrial calcium ion homeostasis. Gene Ontology annotation, cellular component: mitochondria-associated endoplasmic reticulum membrane contact site. Gene Ontology annotation, molecular function: lipid binding; protein binding. NCBI's taxonomy places the organism in Eukaryota, Metazoa, Arthropoda, Insecta, Diptera, Culicidae. The record is from RefSeq and is a predicted model, not a curated record.